AGUUUUUUUUCUACUAUUUCACAUCCACUAUUUCACAUCAGAUCUGUCCACCAUUGAUUCAAAUCAACUCAGCCGACACUCCACUCCUCCUCCCCACCCAUCAACCCCGCCUCAAGCCCAAGAUGGCCCACUUCCAUUUCCGCCUCGCAACCGCAGCCGACGCCCCGCGCCUGCGGGACCUAAUCGAAUCCGCCUUCCGCGCCGCCGACACCCGCGCCGACUGGACCGGCGACCUAUCCCUGGGGGCGCGCUUCCACGUCCAGCUGGACGACAUGCUCGCGCGCAUCGCCAACCCGGACGGCGCCUUCCUCGUCGCCACCACCACCACCACCGAACCCCAAGACGGAGACCAAAAAGAUGAGGCGGAGGAGGUAGUCGCCUGCGUCAAUAUCUUCAAGAAACAGCUCCCCGAUCGGGACGCCGUCGCCCGCCUGGCGCUUUUGGCCGUCGAUCAGCGCCAUCAGCAGGGCGGGCUCGGGCGGCGCGUCAUGGUCCAGGCGGAGAAAUUGUGCCGGGAGAUGUGGGGGGUAAGGAGGACCGGGCUGAAUGCGCUGGAUACGCGCGUCGCGUUGAUCCGGUGGUAUGAGCGCUGUGGGUAUGUAAGGACUGGGGAGGUGACGAGUAUCUCGCUUCCGCCGGAUGAGUUGAGGCUUGUGGAGUUUGAGAAGGAGUUGGCGGUGGGGGCGGUGUGAGGUGGCUGUUCAAUGAUGGAUUUAGAUAUGUUGGGCUAUUGAGCGGAUUGAUCAGUGUGGGCGUGUGGUGUGUGGUGGGCUGAUGAAGGUUGCGUGCUGCGAUUACGGGGGAUUUUGGAAGGAAUCAGUCUGUCGGAGAGAGUGUGUGUUUGGUGGUUCAUUUAGACUUGGUGUGUUUAGGGGGGUUGCUCGUGGACGGACAGCACUGGGGGUGGUUGAUACACUGGGGGUGGUUGAUAUUUUCGGUGUUGAGAUGGACAUCUGGAGGCUUGCCUGUGCUUGUCACGCAUUUUCAAUUCUCAGAG
Messenger RNA from Aspergillus brunneoviolaceus CBS 621.78, 997 nucleotides. RefSeq names its product GNAT family N-acetyltransferase. The transcript has a single exon. Bases 123 to 692 code for a protein of 189 amino acids. Gene Ontology annotation, molecular function: N-acetyltransferase activity. NCBI's taxonomy places the organism in Eukaryota, Fungi, Ascomycota, Eurotiomycetes, Eurotiales, Aspergillaceae. The record is from RefSeq and is a predicted model, not a curated record.